AUAUAUAACUUUUAUUUUUAAGAGUCAUCCUUUUUCAUGGUUACUUGUGAAAGUUAGUCUAAGAUAAUAACUUGAAAUAAUAAUACAGGUAUUCAAUUGUGUUAAAUUUAUAAAACAAUAUAAAAGAUAUAAGAAUUUAUUCAUUUUAUUAAAUAAUUGAUUGAAUUUUUACUUCGCGUAAAUAAAAAACAAGGCGUGUAAGAGUUGCAGAAUUUCAUCAAAAUGAAGAACAAUAAGUUAGAUAUAAUAAUAUUUGGUGCUACUGGAUUUACUGGACAAUAUGUUGUUAAAGAAGCAGCACGUUUGGCUAAAGAAACAGAAUUUAAUUUUGGCGUAGCUGGACGUAGAAAAGAGGCAUUAGAAUCUACUGUUAAAGCGUGUGCACCGGAUAUUGAAAACGUUCCCAUUAUUAUUGCGGAUAUAAAGGAUGAAGAAUCUCUUAAGAAAAUGGUAGAAAAGGCAAAAGUUCUUGUGAAUUGUUGCGGUCCAUAUAUACAUUAUGGCGAACCUGUUAUUAAAGCUUGUAUAGCUGCCAAAAUUCAUUAUGUUGAUGUUACUGGAGAAGCUCUGUUCAUAGAAGAAAUGCAAUUGAAGUAUAACGAAGCGGCACAAAAUGCUGGUAUCUAUAUUGUAAAUGCUUGCGGCUUUGAUAGCAUUCCUUCAGAUCUUGGCAUGGUUUUUACACAACAAAAGUUUGGCGGGGAAGUUAAUAGUACCGAAGUAUACUUUAGUACCUCAAAUUUGAAAAAUUGUAACAAACCUGUAGCAAACUUUACGUCCUUGGAAAGUUUGAUUUAUGGAUUCAAUCAAAAGGAAAAAUUACGUGAUAUUCGUAAAAAAAUAUUUUCUAAGAAAUUACCAGAAUUGAAGCCCAAAUUAAAAUUCAAAGGUUGGCUUCCACAUAAAUGUGCUUUUACAAAUGAAUGGUCCAUAGCAUUUCCAGGUGCAGAUCGUUCAAUAAUCUAUCGUUCACAAAGAUAUUUCUUUGAAAAAUAUAACCAGAGACCUAUUCAGGCUGAAGUAUAUAUUGGAUUCUCAUCUCUAUUUUAUAUAUUUAUGCUGAGUUUUAUGAUUAUAUUGUAUUUUCUUAUGAAAUUUUCAUAUGGACGCAGUUUAAUAUUAAAGUAUCCCAAACUAUUUACUUAUGGAUUCAUAAGUCAUGAAGAACCAACCGAAAAAACAUUAAAUGAAUUAAAAUUAUCUUUCACUUUCUUAGCACGUGGUUGGACUGAAAAAUUAAGUGAACCUUCUGAUGUUCAUUCUGAUCCUCCAAAUAAGGAGAUGGUUACAAAAGUUACAGGUGUUAAUCCUUACGCCAUAACUAGUGUUGCUGUAAUGUUAUGUGCUCUUAUCAUUUUGAAGGAAUCUGAUAAAAUGCCUGAAGGUGGAGGUAUCUUUACUACUGCUGCCGCAUUUAGUAAGACUUCUCUUAUCGAUGAAUUAAACAAAAAAUGUCUUAAAUUUGAAGUUGUUUCGUCCAUUGAAAAAUGAAAGUAUUAUUAACAUAUUACAGGAUAAGGUCUUUCAAUAUUUUUUUCGUAUUACUUAUCGUUUGUUACUUAUCUUCAAUGUAAUGUCUUUAUUAUAGAUUUAACUUUUCGGUUUUGGUAUUAUUAUCUAUACAAAGUAGAAAAAUAAUUUGUGAUAACAGUUAGAGCUAAUAUUUUAUAAACACAUUUUGAUAUAAUAUAGAUUACUAUUGUUUAUAACAAACAUGAAGGAUAUAAGUUAACAUGGUUCUCUCAAAGAUAUUAUGGUUAUUAAUUUUAAUAUUAUGGUAUUUUAUGGUUAUUUACAUUUUUACAUUUUUAUUAUGUUAUAAAUAAAACAUAAAAUGUUA
Vespa crabro (European hornet) is the source of this 1840-nucleotide messenger RNA. RefSeq names its product saccharopine dehydrogenase-like oxidoreductase. The transcript has 8 exons. Gene Ontology annotation, cellular component: mitochondrion; lipid droplet; plasma membrane. The record is from RefSeq and is a predicted model, not a curated record. Bases 223 to 1491 code for a protein of 422 amino acids. Gene Ontology annotation, biological process: glycolipid biosynthetic process. NCBI's taxonomy places the organism in Eukaryota, Metazoa, Arthropoda, Insecta, Hymenoptera, Vespidae.